AUGUUUGAGUUCACUCUUGAUUCUCUGGUUCUUUCAACGAUUGCCGAUUUUCUUUCAUUGCGUGAUUUACCGAAUUUUGUGUUAGUAUGCUCGGAUUGGCAUUUGAUCAUCACGAAUGAGUUGGAGAGUGGUGAAAUUUGGAAUCGAAAAUAUGUUCAUUACUAUUGGGAAAAAAUUAAUUUUUACAAGAAAUUUGAUGAGGAGUAUCCAAAUGAGGAUGCAUCAAGUCGAUUGAAAUAUGUGGAAAAAAAUCAAAUGAUUCUCCUUAAAAAGUUGAAAAUUCAUCAAAAGAAUUUUUCUCAAUCACAACUGAAACAAGUGGUCAUUAGUGAAUGGUGCCAAUUUUAUAAUAGAUUCUUGAAAGUUUAUAGGUAUAAAUUGGCUUCGAGUGGAUUUUUUGAAAUUAUUUGCAGUUCGGUCACUACAUCCAUCCAUAAUUUGUCACAUGACGAGGAGAAAAGAAAUGUAUUCAAGUAUUUCGCACACAAAUUUUUACACCAUUCUCGCCAUUUACCAGAAGUCAUUCAGGGUCUAAUUACGAGUAAGUCUCAUAGGAUUCUCCAACCUAUGAUGGAGCAUGAGAAAAAUGCUCGAGAGUUUCUAUCAUAUUUUUGUGACAAGUAUCGACCAAGAUUUGAUUACAUAUCAGCAUGUCGAUACUUGAGCAUCAUUGUUCCUCAACUUCAAAAUGAUGAUAAUAAUUCUACAAAUCAAUUUAAAUACGUGAUGGAAUCCUUAAAGCUGAAAACAUCCAAUGAUGUCACAUCAUUAUUCGUUAAUAAUGUUGUAUUUUUGGCAAACCGAACAAGGUUGCUUGAGAUGUUUGUCGAGACUGUAGAGCGCUGCCAUGAAGGAAAAUCGAUCAAGGAUAUUCUAUCACAAAAUGAUGUAGAACGAAUAUAUUCGGUACUGGUGACCUUGUACUCGCGAGUUUUCAUCCAAUCGUUUUUCAGAACACUGAAAAUACCCAUUCCAAAGCAAACGCUUAGUUCAAAUGUAGUUCAAUAG
Molecule: messenger RNA, 1008 nt
Organism: Naegleria lovaniensis
Lineage: Eukaryota; Heterolobosea; Eutetramitea; Acrasida; Naegleriidae
Exons: 1
Coding region: 1-1008 (335 amino acids)
Molecular function (GO): protein binding
Source: RefSeq, a predicted model, not a curated record